Pseudopodoces humilis (Tibetan ground-tit) is the source of this 1698-nucleotide messenger RNA. RefSeq names its product WSC domain sialate O sulfotransferase 2 (gene WSCD2). The record is from RefSeq and is a predicted model, not a curated record. NCBI's taxonomy places the organism in Eukaryota, Metazoa, Chordata, Aves, Passeriformes, Paridae.
GACGCUAUGGCCAAGCUUUUGCUAAAACUCCAGCGGUAUUUUCGGCGCAAACCCGUGCGCUUCUUCACGCUGCUGGCUCUCUACCUGGCGGCCGGCAGCUUGGUUUUCCUGCACUCCGGCUUUUCCGGGGAGCCCAGGGUGCCGGGGAGCCCCCGCAGCCCCGCGGCCAACGAGGGGCCGGGGCUGCCCUACCUGGGGGUGAUGCAGCUCAGCCGCGGCUUCAAGGCGGCAGCCACGGUGCCGGCGGGGCCCCGACGACACGGACCCUGGUUCAAAAGCACCUCCAAGGAGCCUUCGGACAGGGGAAAAUCCCGGGAUAACGGCGGCCCCCGGAGCCGGGCGCUCAGGGGCAGGAGCGGCCGCGAGAAGGAGGAGGACAGAGCCCGGUACAUCGGCUGCUACGAGGACAACACCCGGCAGAGGACCCUGCGCGGGAUGUCCUUCUUCGACUACAAGAAGAUGACAGUGUUCCGUUGCCAGGACAACUGUGCCGAGCGGGGGUACCUGUACGCGGGGCUGGAAUUCGGGGCCGAGUGCUACUGCGGGCACAAGAUCCAGGCACCCAACGCCAGCGAAUCCGAGUGCAACAUGGAAUGCAAGGGAGAGCGGAGCAACACCUGCGGCGGGAUCAACCGGCUCUCCGUCUACCGCCUGGAGCUGGCCCAGGAAUCCGCACGGAGGUAUGGAAGCGCGAUAUUCCGGGGGUGCUUCCGCCGGCCGGAAAACGUCUCCAUCGCCCUGCCCGCCAGCCAGCUCAUGCUGAACAUGUCCGUGGAUAAAUGUGUGGAUUUCUGCACGGAAAAGGAAUUCCCGCUGGCGGUGCUGGCGGGCACCACGUGCCGCUGCGGCUUUCCCAGCACGCUGUUCCCGCUGCACGAGCGCGAGGACGAGCAGCUCUGCGCCCACAAAUGCGCCGCCGAGGAGUUCGAGAGCUGCGGCUCUGCCGAGUUCCUGCUGGUCUACCAGACCCAAGUGCAGGACAAUCGCUGCAUGGACAGGAGGUUCCUGCCCAGCCGUGCCAAGCAGUUGGUGGCCCUGGCCAGCUUUCCUGGAGCUGGGAACACCUGGGCCCGGCACCUGAUCGAGCUGGCCACCGGCUUCUACACCGGCAGCUACUACUUUGAUGGCUCCCUCUACAACAAAGGAUUCAAAGGCGAGCGGGAUCACUGGAGAAGUGGGAGGACCAUUUGCAUCAAGACCCAUGAGAGUGGGCAGAAGGAGAUCGAGUCCUUCGACUCGGCCAUCCUGCUCAUCCGUAACCCCUACAAGGCCCUGAUGGCCGAGUUCAACCGCAAAUACGGGGGACACAUCGGCUUCGCCGCCCACGCCCACUGGAAGGGCAAAGAGUGGCCCGAAUUUGUGGCCAACUACGCUCCGUGGUGGGCAACCCACACGCUGGACUGGCUGCGCUACGGCAAGAAGGUGCUGGUGGUGCACUUCGAGGACCUCAAACGGGACCUGUUCGUGCAGCUGCAGAGGAUGGUGGCACUGCUGGGCGUCACGGCCUGCGAGGACAGGCUGCUGUGCGUGGAGGGACAGAAGGACGGCAACUUCAAGCGCUCGGGCCUGAGGAAACUGGAGUACGACCCCUACACCCCCGAGAUGAGGAAGACGAUCAGCGGCUACAUCCGAACCGUGGACGCGGCGCUGAAGCUCCGCAACCUCUCGGGGGUGCCCGAGGAUUAUUUCCCCAGAUGA